This is a messenger RNA of Lagopus muta (rock ptarmigan), 3127 nucleotides long. Its product is annotated as coiled-coil domain-containing protein 81-like. NCBI's taxonomy places the organism in Eukaryota, Metazoa, Chordata, Aves, Galliformes, Phasianidae. Bases 519 to 2447 code for a protein of 642 amino acids. The transcript has 13 exons. The record is from RefSeq and is a predicted model, not a curated record. Gene Ontology annotation, cellular component: centrosome.
CGCCCCGAGGAUCGCGGAUCUCCGCCGACCUCCCCAUGUCACGGCGGAGCGGGCCGCCUCCGAGCCGGCCUCGAACGCCUCCGGGGCCGGACGGGGCCUCUGCCCGCAGCCUCUCCGGGCAGGCAGCCCGUUCCAGCAGCUCGCCGCUCUCCCGCUCAGGAGAGCCCGCUUGCCGCAGGCCCGCUCCCAGAAGGCGUCCCUGCCCGGAGCCCGCUCUGACGGCAGGGCGCGGCAGCCCCUCUGUGACGCGGCCUGAGCUCACAAUGGCACGGCGCGCGUCGCAGCGGUGAGCGCCGCCUCGAAGCUCGCCGACCCCCCAUUUCCCAGAGAGGCCGACGAGGCUCCGGGCGCUCGCCGAGGAGCUGAUCUCGCCGCCGUGCUCUGGAGGAUCCGCCGUUCCGUGAGGAGCAGUAGGCAGAGAGAAGCAGGAGGGCAGGGGCGAAGGGCUGAGGAGGAGGGCCGUUUGGCCGGCCGGCCGCCCGCCGCGGUCGUUGACCUGCGGCGAGGGGGGAAGGAAGAUGGCGAACUCCCUCUUCUCGAGACCCCGCUCGACUCCGACUGCGGAGAAGAUCCGCAAGUCUGAGCUCGCUAAGUUUUGGUUCAGCACAUCCUAUUAUCUCGGCCGACAGCUGGCUCUGUACCAGGCUGUGAGCAUUCCUGAACUGGGCGCUUUCACCCUUGUCAGAGAGCACGUGGUCAACCAGCAGAACAAUGUGGUUCUUGUUGAGAGACCCGUGUUUCAUCUGGCAAAGGCUCUGGCGCAGGACCACGACCUCCGAUACGACUACAUAGACGUUGCAGGACACGACGAGUAUCAGCAACUUCCUUAUGAUGAGAUAGCCUCGGAAACCGGCAUCUCUGAAGGCGCGGCGCGGCUUUGCGUGCAAAGGACCGUCUGCCAGUUCAGCGCCUGCAUAGGGAAGAGGCAGAACGUUGCCUUCGUUUGGUGGGAUGUUGGCAUGCUGCUGAUCGAAGGGAAGCGUGUCCAGAUGAAGUUCUACGAGGACUUCCUGGGGAAGCUCAGUGGGACUGCCGAGGUGCUGCAGGCUCUUCUUGGGAUGCCAGAAAUGAGCAAGGCGGUCAUCUCACGCAAUGCCUGCGCGGCUUCCCUAACGGCUUCCGGACACGUUACUGUCUUUCCAAUGUACACGCACGAGAUCGAACUUGAAACGCCCGACACAGCAAAGGUGGACCUGAAGUACCACGUGAAGACCAGACGUGGGCAAGGCUGGGCAAUAGGCAGGAAAGGGGACCUUUGCGAGACGCGCCUCCUUCAUCGCGCAGCGCUUCCUCCAAAGAGGUUACCGCCACUGACUGGAAUGCGGGGCAGAGACCAGGCAGCCGAGGAGAAAGAGCCUCGCACCAGGCAGCUACCGGCCAUCCCGAGGAGAUCCUUGCCAGAAAAGGAAGAGCAAGCGAAAGUAGUUCCUCUGGUGGGUCCCAGGAUGGUGGACUUCUUUGCCAUAGCGAGGGAGAAGAAGAGAAUGGCCGACCUCGAAGCAAAGGCUCUAGAGACCAAGAAAGGAAAGGUGGUGAAGGGACAGAAUGUGAGGAAGGAGGAGGAGAAGGGGAAGAACGUGAGGAAGGAGGGGGAGGCGAAAAAGGUGAAGGAGGUGAAGCCAGUGAAGCCAGUGAAGCAGGUGAAGCCGGUGAAGCAGGUGAAGCCGGUGAAGCCGGUGAAGCCGGUGAAGCAGGUGAAGCCGGUGAAGCCGGUGAAGCCAGUGAAGCAGGAUAAGCCGGUGAAGCUGGUGAAGGAGGUGAAGCCAGUGAAGCCGGUGAAGGAGGUGAAGCAGGAGAAGAAGGUGCAGGAGAAGAAAUUUCCAAAAGUGACGCAGAAAAGGCAGCAGCAAAAGUUGCAAGGGAAGAAAGCAGAAAAAGGCAAGCAGCAAAAGUCGCAAGAGAAGGACACGGAAGCUGAGCCGGAAGAAGUGGAGCUGCCAGCGGCCCAGGAAACCUCUGUCACCGAGGAAGAAUACUCAAUCUCUCUGUCUGGGAGCGAGACAGAGCGUUCCAGCUCCACCCCCAGCCUGAGGGAGAGGAUGAUGGGGAAGCAGGAAGAGGCCGAGGAAGAGCCGCGCGCAGUCUUCUGGGACAGCGCUGCUUUGCCUAAACGGAAGCUUUCUUCAAGGACAGAUGAGGCCCUGCGGGAGGUGGUGAAGCUCAUUGUGGGGCAGGUGUCCCGUGAGCAGCAGGGCCAGAGAGACGCAGAGAAGGAUCUGCAGGACCGGCUCCAGAGUGAGCUUGCAGUGCUGUGGUGGAGUCGGCCAUCCACACACGCACCUGGCCUCCUCCAUCUGCCAGGAGCGGAGCACAGACCUGCACCCCCUGCUGGACCAAAGCCAGAGAAGGCGUCACGCAGAGUGGUCCGGAGAGUCGUGGUCAGGCACGUCGACGAGGACCACGAGAGAUCCAGCAGCAGUGAGAUUCUGGAGCCAGACAUCCACUAAGUGUCACCCAACAGCUCAACGAGGACCACCUUUCACUGUUGGCGACGCUCACGGUGACACUGUUAAAGGCGUCGCCACUUUCCAUAUUACCCUUUCCCUAUACCCAAUAAACCCCAACCCCAUCCCCAAACACCGUGGGUCUUUCCUUGGUCGCCGUGAAACGCGCGCUUUACAGAGGGGGCCUUGUAAAGCCAGGUGCUCCCCUCCCCAGGGUUCCCGGGCCUGCAUUGGCAGGGCUACCCGGAGCUGCACGGGCACCACAGUGUGCUGCGAGGGUGCUGAAAUCCAAGGCAGAAACCUUGCGUGAGGAGAUGAGGAGGAAAGCCCGGUCCUCCUCCCUCCGAGCUCCAUCUCGGAGCGGGAGCUGGGAGCUGGGAGCCUUCUCUGGUGUCACCAGUGUGGCUGUGCAAUCUGCACGCUGACAGCUUUGCCCCCGGCUGCUUUGGCUGGCUUGAGGGCGGCCCCUUCCACGGACUGCCUGCAAAUGUCAUACGAAAGGAAAAGCUUGUGCUGGUGUCUUUCCUUAGCAAUUUGCAUAUAUGUAUUUAUUGGCAGAUUUCAUAUUGAACAGUAUACAAAGGUAUUGUAGGAACUUUCUUAAAAAUGUAGUGUUGUUACCAGUGACAUACUAAUUUUUACUCACUCCUACUGCUGAACAGAUUUGCUAUAUAUUUUUUAGU